AUGAUAACGGUGUGGAUUUCGAUUUCGCUUGUGACGAGCAGGAGUGUGCGGGGGGAGGGGGGGAUUGCGAGCACGUCGUCGGAGAGUCGGUACGCCUUAAACUGCGCGUGGGUUGGACACACCCUGUCUGUCUGCCUGUGUGUACCGGUAUGUAGAUCCAUCUAGAUCAAGAGAUCCAGAUAUGGGACACGCUACAGCACUCGAAAUGAUCCCAUUCUCCUCAGCCGACACAUAUCCGCCAGUCAGUCAGUUAGCCUCCCCCGCGCCCAAGUAUUAGGCCGGGAAAGUUCCGGCGCGGCCCACGCCUACUCGCGUUAGCGUUGUACGACGCCUUUUUGCAGGCGCAACCCAACGAACCCAAACCAAAAAAAAAAAUCUCGUCGUCCCAGCAGCAGCAGCAGCAGCAGCGAAUCUCGAAUCUGCGAAUUUUACGUCCUCGAACUCCACACACCCGACCGCAAUAAUGGACCGCUUCGCCUCCGCGGCGAACUGGAAGCUCGAGCAGCAGUACGAGACGCGCGGGCCGCGCGUGUUGUCGAAGAAACAGGCGGCCAAGGAGCGCAAAGCUGGCAAAGCUGGCGGCGCCGGCGGGCGCCUGCCGAUCAAGAGGCAGGACGGUACGGUGGUCGCUGUGGUGUUGAGUCCGGUUGGGUCUGAUGAGGAGUCUGAGGAGGAGGGAGAGGACGAGGAGGGGGAGGGGGACGGGGACGGAGAGGAGGGGGACAAGGUGAAGCAGGUGAUGUUGGAUCUGAGGGAACAGAGAGAGAGGGAGGAGGAGGAGGCGAGGAGGCCGAAGGUGCCGGAGAAGAAGAGGGUGGUCGAUGCGAAGGAGGAGCUUGCGAGGAUCGCCUCGCAGGUUCAGGAGGAUCCUGAGGAGAAUAUCAUGAUGCUCAAGCGCAUGCGCGAAAUGACCAGCGAUCAUAAUCCUACGAUACAGCGGCUGGCGCUGGCUGCGCUCAUGGCCGUCUACAAAGAUAUCAUCCCCGGCUACAGGAUACGGCCGCUCACCGACGAGGAGCAGAGGAUUAAGGUUUCGAAGGAGGUCAAGAAACUGCGCGGGUUCGAGCAGGGCCUCGUCAGUGGGUACCAGCUGUAUGUGGAGAAGUUGGGGCGGUUAGUUAAAGCUUCGAGAACGAAUGUGACGCCGACCUCCGUGGCUGUCGGAAAAGUCGCCGUGAACUGCGCAUGCCAAUUGCUCUCCCACGUCCCGCAUUUCAACUUCCGCGGCGAACUGUUGAAGAUCGUGGUCCAGGUGCUCAGCGUCAAAACCGUCGACGAGAACUUUAUCAAGUGUCGCUCUGCGCUGGAGGAGAUCUUCCGGACGGACGAGGACGGCGUGGUCUCUUUCGAUGCGGUGCAGCUGCUCACAAAGAUGUUGAAGGCGAAACAUUACAGGGUCGAUGAGUCCGUGCUGAAUACGUUCUUGAGUCUAAGGCUGCUAUCGGAGCUAGAUGUCAAGGCAUCUAUGGAGACGGUGGAUAAUCCGAAUAGGAAGCGGAAGAAGAAGGAUCGCGAGUUCAGAACGAAGAAGGCGAGAAAGCUGGAGAAGGAUAAGAAGGAGGUUGAGAAGGAGAUGAAGGAGGCCGAUGCGACAGUCACAUACGAGGAAAGAGAGGCAAAACAGAGCGAGACGCUGAAGCUGGUGUUUGUAACAUACUUCAAGAUCUUGAAUGAGAGGCCGCCCGGACUUAUGGCUGCUACGUUGGAGGGAUUGGCGAAGUUCUCGCACUUGAUCAAUUUGGACUUUUUCGGUGAUCUCCUGGUGGCGUUGAAAGAGCUCAUUGCCGAAGCCGAAACCGAAGCAGACGCAGAAGACGAAGACGAAGCCACGGCCACCGAGACGCGGAACGCCACGCGAGAAGCCCUGCUCUGCGUCAUCACCGCCUUCGCCCUGCUCCAGGGCCAAGGCGAGAAGAUGCUCAACGUUGACCUCAACUACUUCACCUCACACCUCUACAAGACUCUCAUGCCGCUCGCUCUCGACGCGGAUAUCGAGUUCUCGCAUAAAUCCCUCCGCCUGGCCGACCCAGACUCCCCCGCCCUAUCGGCGCCUCGUGUCAACGUGGCUACCCAGAUCGAGAUGGUGAUCCGAGCGCUCGACGCCCUCUUCUUCAAGCAGAACGGCGCAACGAAUGUCUCGCGCAUGGCAGCGUUCACCAAGCGACUACUCCUGACGGCGCUGCAUAUGCCCGAGAAAUCAACAAUGGCGUCGAUAGGUGUGAUCAACAAAAUGGGGAAGAGGUAUCAUCGGCAAUUAUCCGGACUCUUCUCGACCGAGGAGAGCGUCGGAGAUGGUGUCUACAUGAUGGAUGCUGAUGAGCCGGAGAGGAGUAAUCCAUUUGCUGCGACCAUCUGGGAGACGCUGUUGCUCGAGAAGCAUUAUUCCCCCGCAGUACAAGAGGCGGCGAAGGGGAUGCAAAAGAUAUUUGUACAGAAGAAGCAGCGGUAAAAUAAUACAGAAGGAAGAAGUGUAAUUAUGCGUUUGGGUAUCAGAAGGUCACUCGAACCGGAAAAAGGAUUAUCCGUUUCGCUUUCUCUGUGCUUGGCGAUGGAGGGGGAGGGGAAUGAAAUGAUUUUUAGAAGUCGGGAAAUGGAGAGUUUAACGCCCUU
Messenger RNA from Tricharina praecox, 2610 nucleotides. Its product is annotated as nucleolar complex-associated protein-domain-containing protein. Bases 464 to 2449 code for a protein of 661 amino acids. Gene Ontology annotation, cellular component: nucleolus. The transcript is spliced from 4 exons. Gene Ontology annotation, molecular function: chromatin binding. Gene Ontology annotation, biological process: DNA replication initiation. The record is from RefSeq and is a predicted model, not a curated record. NCBI's taxonomy places the organism in Eukaryota, Fungi, Ascomycota, Pezizomycetes, Pezizales, Pyronemataceae.